Lycium barbarum (goji berry) is the source of this 1488-nucleotide messenger RNA. RefSeq lists its product as uncharacterized. NCBI's taxonomy places the organism in Eukaryota, Viridiplantae, Streptophyta, Magnoliopsida, Solanales, Solanaceae. Gene Ontology annotation, cellular component: endoplasmic reticulum membrane. Gene Ontology annotation, biological process: regulation of signal transduction. The record is from RefSeq and is a predicted model, not a curated record.
UUCAAGAGAAUCUUCAUCAUUUCACCUUCACUCCUUCAAACCAAACAGACACUACACUGCUUCAAAUUAUACAAACUGUCAAACAUUAUUUUAACAUAUUUUCUGAUGAUCAACUCAUCAAUCAAAUUGGUGAAAAUUAGAAAAAAUAAAUAAAAAAAUCCAUCAAUCAGAUUCAAAACACCAACAUUUAUAUCCUUCAAAAACCCUCUCACACACACACACACACACACACACACACACACUUCUUCAAUGGCGAAUUCUCUUAGAAAAAAACCGGCGUUAUUAGACCCGCUUUACUACCCUGUAAUCGCUUUACUCGUCAUCCUUAUCGCCUGUGUUGAGUUUUCCGAUGCAAUCACAGCCGUCGAUGUUUACCGCCUUGUUCAAUAUGAUAUCUCCGGUGUUCGUUUCGGUUCCCGGUUCGCUAAACUCAAUCACCACGCCGGUUCGUCGCUUUUCGGUUCGGGAUCAGGUUCGGAUCUUUCCCGUACGGUUCUCAAUCUUCCGGUUCGUGAAUUGAACCUCACCAGCAUUACAGCCUGGGAGCAUGAACAGUUUUCAAGGUGGAGAGUCACUGCAGCAACACUUUCUGCUGCACCUGAAUUAAUGGAAAGCACGGGAGGUCUGGCUGAUAACAGACACAUUUACAGCCAGGAGCAGAAGAGCAUAAACAUAUUUGCAGAUGAUAGUAGUUCAGCUGUCAAUCCUUCCUACAUAAGGUCUUGACUAGACCUUUUAUCUACAACACCUCGAGUGGCACCUUUUCUUUCAAAAAACGACCCGGUUAUUAAGGCACUGGAGAAGGAAUUAGCUGAUCAUACUGCAGAGGUGAACGUACAACAUGAAACUCUAGAUGGAACGUUCACUUUUUACGAUUCAACUAGUGGCAAGUUGCAUAUAUAUCAAGUUGCCAGCGUGACAUUCGACCUGCUUUUGUUGUUGGUUCUAGGAUCAUACUUGAUUAUACUUUUCAGUUUUCUUUUUAUCACCCCCAGGGGUCUUGACGAUCUUAUUAGUCUAUUCCGUUGUCCCCCAUCACGGAAAGUAAAAACCGCUUGAUUCCUGAAACAGGACAUUUCUACAUCACGGGCUUGUGAAUCAAGAAGCAGGCGUUACUUUUUGUAACCUUAAGGAAGCUCAUCUUAGCCAUGUUGUUUCCUAUUGGUCAAUGGUUCAAUGUGUCGUAGUCUAAACGUUUAGCACUUGAUGGAAAAGUUCCACAUAUUUUGCUUCGGUUGGUAUCCUGUAGUCAUUUUUUUAACUGAGAUAAGAAUGUAAUUCUUGCAGCCGGGCUUUGUCAUAGAAUUAUGAGUUCUAAACUUGUAAUCGAGCUGACGCAAGGCGUCAAUUUUGACGGAUCGAGUGUAUUUAUGUUUCGAGAAAGAUGCAGGAAUUCUGCUUUGUUAGAGUCUUUUCAAAUACCAGUAAGUUCAUGUUAGAGUUCACUUACAAAAGUAGAUUAUUUGUAGUAAUUGUCUUGCUUUCAAA